Messenger RNA from Cotesia glomerata, 1608 nucleotides. RefSeq lists its product as uncharacterized. The transcript has 5 exons. The record is from RefSeq and is a predicted model, not a curated record. Gene Ontology annotation, molecular function: nucleic acid binding. Bases 1 to 1608 code for a protein of 535 amino acids. NCBI's taxonomy places the organism in Eukaryota, Metazoa, Arthropoda, Insecta, Hymenoptera, Braconidae.
AUGGCUGCCGCUGUUUAUUUGAGAGUCACUGACGCUGAUGGGAACACAAAGGUCUCACUUUUGUGUUCAAAAACGCAAGUAGCACCGCUGAUGACCAUGACAAUUCCACACUUGGAAUUAUCUGCUGCAUGGUUACUUACACAACUGAUACUUCAUGUCAAGGAAGUUCAGUCACUAGAAAAUGUCAGGAUCAAUCUCUGGACUGACUCCGCCGUGACUCUCGCAUGGAUUAAAAGUCCAGCAACCCGCUGGAAGACAUUCGUCCGCAAUAGAGUGGGAAAAAUCCAAGAAACGCUUCGAGAUGUCUCCUGGAAAUUUAUUCCAGGAAAGCAAAACCCCGCUGACUGCGCUUCAAAAGCUGUUUCUACUGCUACGGAAGCUCAGCAUCUGGCAUCGUGUCAUCGACCGCUUCAGAAGAGUUCCACAAUCUUCGCUGGCCUACCGCUUACUCCAUCAGACCUGGAGCGCGCUAAAUUGACCUUGAUUAAGUUUAAUCAAGGACAAUACUUCGCUAGAGAGAUUCACACGCUUCAAGAUGGUGAUGGUCUGCCGAAAAAUAACUGUAUCACCAAGUUGACUCCGUUCAUUGACCAUCAGGAGGUCCUGAGAGUCGGUGGCCGCUUGAAAAACGCAUUGCUGGACCCAGAAGAAAAGCAUCCAGCAAUCUUGCCAAGACAAUCACCGCUUACAUCAAUCCUGAUUGAUGAUUCGUACCGCAAAACGCUUCACGGAGGUACUCAGCUUACGCUCGCUGACUUACGCAAGAGUGUCUGGAUCAUUGGAGGCCGUGUUCCAGUCAGAUCAUUCAUAUUACGCUGCGCUAUCUGCACCAGACACCGUGGUGAACGCGCUCAACAGUUGAUGGGUCAACUACCUGCCGCACGAGUGCAGCAAACUCGAGCUUUCCUGCAUACAGGACUCGACUACGCUAGACCCAUCACUCUGAAAACCUUUCAAGGACGUGGAGCAAGAACAUACAAAGGGGCAGAUAAAGAGCUGAAACGACUAUUCGCUGCAGGAUCCCGCUCACUUCGAGAAUUAUCAGUGUUAAUCGCUCAAAAUGGCACGAACUGGAAGUUCAAUCCGCCUAGAGCUCCACAUUUUGGAGGAAAAUGGGAAGCCAUUGUCAAAUCAAUUAAGUUUCAUUUUCGACGAACAAUCGGAGACUCGCUGUUGACGCUAGAGCAACCGCUCACACCGCUGAAUGAAGAUCGUGCUGACCUGGCAGUACUGACACCAGAUCAUUUCUCAAUCGGACAGUCACUCAACGCAGUUCCAGAGCCAUCGCUGACAGAAGUACGACCCGUUCGGCUCUCGACUGCAUCCACUGCUACCAGGCCAUUAACAAAGUGGCAUCAUCAACGCAACGAGAUCAAAGUGGGUUCAGUUGUACUGAUCACCACUAAGGAUGAUCCCGCCAACCAAGUGGCCAUUAGCAAAGUCAUCGCUCUCCAUCCAGCGGAAGAUGGACAAGUCCGCGUGGUAACUGUCAAGACAGUUAACACAGAGCUAGUACGUCCAAUUACAAAGCUCUGUGUCUUGCCGCUAACAUAUGAAGAAGACGAUCUUGUCGACGCAGCCACCAACCCAGGGGAGAAUGUUCAGUGA